GGACCAGAUCCUCCAGGACUGAAGUCUGUCAGGAGGUCCCCCAGACUGUCCCCUCAGUUCAGCUGGAGUUUGACCGACGUCUUCACUUCACGUUUCACUUGAUCCGUCGAGUCGGACUGAAGAUCACCGAGACACGUCCUCCUUGGAGGCGCAGAGUUUGCACAGACGUUCCUGUUUGUGUUUUCAGAGCAGCAGCAGUAAAGGGAAGGAGCAGAGGAGAGGAGCAGGAGGAGGAGGAGGAGGUCUGCAGGAGGUGAAGAGGAGAGGCAGGAUGGAGAGGAGCAGAGAGGAAGAGGAGCUGAGCGGCAGACUGCAGACGCUGGAUCUCAGCAGGUGUGUCAGUGGAACUGGUCUGGUUUACUCUGAGAUCUUCACUCAUCAUCAGAACCUCUGGGACUCCAGUCAUCCAGAGAGUCCAGACAGAGUGACGUCCAUCAUGGAAGAGCUGAAGAGACAAGACCUGCUGUCUCACUGCACCAGAGUGGAGCCCAGAGAAGCUGUAGAAGAAGAGCUGCUGCUGGUUCAUACGAAACAGUACGUGGAUCUGAUGAGGUCGACUCAGACGAUGACCCAAAGUGAACUUCACUCUCUGUCAGAAACAUAUGACUCAGUUUACUUUCAUCCUGAGUCCUUCCAGGUGUGUGUGUGUGCGGUGGGUUCUGUGCUACAGCUGGUGGACCAGGUGAUGACCUCUGACCUCAGGAAUGGAUUCGCUGUCAUCAGGCCUCCAGGUCAUCAUGCUCAAUCUAACGUGUCGAACGGUUUCUGUGUUUUCAACAACGUGGCGAUCGCAGCUCGCUACGCUCAGAGACAAUACGCCGCCCGCAGGGUGCUGAUCGUGGACUGGGACGUUCAUCACGGUCAGGGCACCCAGUACCUGUUCCAGGACGACCCCAGUGUGCUGGUCUUCAGUGUGCACAGGUAUGAGCAGGGCUCGUUCUGGCCUCACCUGUCGGAGUCUGACAGUCAGUUUAUCGGCAGCGGACGAGCUGAAGGUCGAAACAUCAACCUGCCCUGGAACAAGACCGGGAUGACAGACGCUGAUUACAUCACAGCCUUCCAACAGCUGCUGCUGCCUGUAGCCUACGAGUUCCAGCCUCAGCUGGUUCUCGUCUCUGCAGGGUUCGAUGCUGCACUCGGAGAUCCCAAGGGGGAGAUGUGUGUGAGUCCUGAGUGUUUCCAUGUUCUGACUCACAUGUUGAUGAGUUUGGCUGAAGGUCGACUCGUUCUAGCUCUCGAGGGAGGGUACAGCCUGCAGGCGACGGCUGAGGGAACCGCUGCUUGCGUCAGAGCUCUACUGGGAGGAGCCUGUCCUCCGCUGACUCCGCCCACCGCACCAUCUGACAGUGCCCUGCAGUCUGUCUCUCAGGCUGUCUCUGCUCUGUAUCCUCACUGGGCGUCUCUGCAGACUCUGGAGGGCAUCCCAUUGGCUGAGAGGCAUGGCUUAACAGAGCCGACCAAUAAGCAGAGCACAAAGCAGACAGGCCCUGCCCCCUCUGUUACCAGGACAACAGGUCUGGUGUAUGAUGAGCGGAUGAUGGAGCAUCUGAACCUCUGGGACAGACAUCACCCCGAGCAGCCGCAGAGAAUCUCUAAGAUCUUCUCCAAACAUCAGCAGCUGGGAUUGGUCGACCGUUGCCAACGGAUACCGGCUCGUCUAGCAACAGAGGAGGAGCUGCUCAGGUGUCACAGCGAGCAGCACGUCCAGCUGAUGAAGAUGACCGCAGACAUGAAGCCCAGAGAGCUGAACCGCCUCAGCCUCGACUACAACUCCAUCUACAUCAACAACCAGAGCUACAGUGCCGCCCUGCUGGCCGCUGGAGGCUGCUGCAGCGCCGUAGAGAGCCUGCUGGACGGACAGGUGAGUAACGCCGUGGCGAUCGUGCGUCCUCCGGGUCAUCACGCUGAGACAGAUUCUCCGUGUGGUUUCUGUCUCUUCAACACGGCGGCACUCACUGCUCGUCAUGCCCAGAAGAUCUCCCACGAUGCACCGCUGCGAGUCCUCAUCCUGGACUGGGACGUUCACCACGGCAACGGCACACAGCAUAUGUUCGAGGACGACAACAGCGUCCUGUACGUCUCCCUCCAUCGCUAUGACAACGGGUCGUUCUUCCCAUCCUCGGAGGAUGCCGCCCCCGAUAGGGUGGGUGUGGCCAAGGGGGCAGGGUUUAACGUCAAUGUGGCGUGGAGUGGCGGGCGGAUGGGCGACUCGGACUACCUCGCUGCUUUUCACCACAUCGUCAUGCCGAUUGCCACCGAGUUCAACCCCGGGCUGGUUCUGGUGUCGGCGGGCUUCGACGCGGCUCGUGGUGACCCUCUGGGAGGAUACCAGGUGACCCCAGAGGGAUACGCCCACCUCACACACAUGCUGAUGUCACUGGCCGGGGGGCAUGUCCUGCUUAUCCUGGAGGGAGGUUACAACUUGUCGUCGAUCUCUGACUCAAUGGCGAUGUGCACCAGCGUGUUGCUAGGAGACCCUCCCCCCUACUUGGUGAUGCCCCUCCCCCCUCCUCACCAUAGCGCCGUGGCAACCAUCAAUGAGGUCAUCCGACACCACGCCCCCUACUGGAGGUCGCUGAGGCUCCACAUCCCAGAGUCAGUCCGAGCCUCUCUGCCCUCACUGAAGCGUCGUGGGAAACGUAGUUCUAAAGGAAAAGGCAGGAAGUCGGAGCAGAGCGGCUCAGACAAACCGCCACUGCCCCCCACAGGACCGGAGGACGCCACGACGGUGUGCGGUCUGGAGCAGCUCACUCAGGGAUUGGCCGGUUUGGACAUCAGUCAAACUUCAGCCAAUCACACGCCUGCCACGUCCACUCCAGUGGGUGGGGCCAGGCCGAAGGUCCGCCUUAGCCCCGAGCAGAACCAAUCAGCAGAGAGCUCUGAUCCUCCGGGAGUUGCCCCUGGAGACAAGGCUGCAGGUGGAGCGGGAGCGGGGCCAGAGACGGAGGGAGCAUGUGGUGGGUCGAAGGCAGAGACGUCUCUGGAGCUGCUGAGUGUAGGACAGACAGACACUCUGUACGUGGUGGACCCUCUGUCCUGGUGUCCUCACCUGGACUCAGUGAAGCCCCUCCCCCCCUCAGGUGUCGAUGUCUUUGUUUCCUGUCAGGACUGCGGCUCAGACGCAGAGAACUGGACCUGUCUCACUUGCUACCAGGUGUUCUGUGGUCGUUAUGUUAAUGAGCACAUGGUGAGUCAUGGCGUGGUGUCUGAACACCCGUUGGUGCUGAGCUUUAGCGACCUGUCGGUGUGGUGUUACCUGUGUGAGGCGUACAUCCACCACCAGAUUCUGUUUGAAGCUAAAAACUCUGCUCACUGUGCCAAGUUUGGAGAGGAGAUACCUCCAUGGAGCUGAGAGGAGGAGGAGCAGGAGGAGAAAGAGGAGGAGCUCAGUCUGUAUCAGCUGCAGGUUCUGCAGCACACGUGCUUUGUGGUAAACUUAGUGAAUCUGGUGUCUCACAGCUGCCAAAAAACAAACACACAAAGUGUUUAUUUGUUCACUGGUGCUGAUCUUCAUCACCAGCAUACUCUUGGUGCUUUUAUUUUGAAAGUUCUGAACACAAACAAACAUGGAUUGUUUGAUUGUUUAUUGAGAACAGAAGAGACCACGCCCACAAACAGGCCACGCCCACAAACAGCCACUCAGUCGUUAAGUUUUAUUUUAAUUAAACACCAAAUUUUUAAGUUUUAUUUUUCAUGUUUCUUUUAUAUAUUCAGUGUAAAUAUUCAUAAUUCUCCUUGAAUAAAUCUUCAGAGCAGGAAGUGAGAAAAUAAGAGCGCAUAGAAACCAAACAAAUAAUCUAAAAUUAUUUCAGAAAUAAUAAGUUGAUUUUUUCAAAUUAAAAACAAACUAAAUCAGUUUAUGAAUCAUCAUGUUGAGCUGAUUUGUUAAAGAAUAAAUAAUAAAAGUUAACGUCAGCAGAAAGAAAAGAAACAGAAACAGUUCAUAAUUUAAUGUUCACAUAAAAUCUGCACUUUUACUUUGAAGGAGAGUCUGUCUUGUGUUUGAUUUUCUCACCAACAAACUGUUUUAUGUUCAGCUCUGAGCUUUAAUUUGAAAAGUCUGGACAUUUAGUUUCCUGUUUGAUGCAGUGUUAUUUUAUGUUUGAGUGCAAUAAUCUGUUAAAAUGUUUUAAUGUUUUAUUGUUAUUAUUAAAAUGUUUGUAUGUAUUUCUGCUUCCUGCACCAGACACACAAACACA
Messenger RNA from Centropristis striata (black sea bass), 4199 nucleotides. It is a transcript of the gene hdac6, whose product is annotated as histone deacetylase 6. Bases 272 to 3352 code for a protein of 1026 amino acids. Gene Ontology annotation, cellular component: histone deacetylase complex. The record is from RefSeq and is a predicted model, not a curated record. The transcript has 28 exons. Lineage: Eukaryota; Metazoa; Chordata; Actinopteri; Perciformes; Serranidae. Gene Ontology annotation, molecular function: histone deacetylase activity; zinc ion binding. Gene Ontology annotation, biological process: chromatin organization.